AGGCCCAACUUUGACAAAUCGCAACGCCAGCUCUCACGCGGCGGCUGCCAUAUUCGCCGUCUACGUGACAGGUCGAGGAGAAUAAAAGCUCCUCUCCUGCCUCCUCUCCAGCCGGCCAAAGAAACGAGGCCACCAACAACGCAAUGAGCCUUCCCUGCAACCUCCACGUCUACAUCACGGUCGAAGCAGUAACCCUCAUCGGACUCACCUUGGUUGCCGUAACUUCGCUCCUCCUCAGACUCAACAUGGCGCACAAGAAGAAGAAGAGCGGUGUCGCUGCCAAGCCGCCGCCUCUGCCUGCGGCUCCGAAGGCAGCCGUCGAGCACAAGGUGGCCGAUGCCCCAGGGCCUGUGACAAUCCAAGAAGAGCCGGCCGCUCCCGCCGUAGCUCCUCUGCCCGUGAUGGAGGAAAUCGAUACUCGCCCAGAGACAUCUCCCUAUGCGAGCCCCCCUUGCACCAUUCCCUUUGCGAGCCCCCUUACCGUUCCGCUCGACUUCCUCCAGAAGAGCCCCAGACUUCAGGCAGCCUAUGAGAACCGGUUACCCGAGCUGCCCGAUAUCCCCGAGGACAUCGGCCAUGUGCUCGUGCACUACCUGCACACGGGCACCUACGAGUCUCUCAAGCCCAAGGAGACCGAGUCGCCUGCCAAGGAGAUCUACGAGUUCAGCACGAGCAUACGCGCCUAUGCCACGGCCCGAACCUACGACCUCCCUGAUCUGAUGCGGCUCGCCCAAAUCAGGAUCGAAAAUUUCGGCGACGGCCUGACCCUGCCGGCUCUGCUGGAAAUCACCCGGGACGCGCACCCGACCCUGUCAGAAGCUGACGACUGGUUCCUCGACUACCUAAAGUCCCGCAUCCGGCCCCACCUCGAGGACCCCAAGGCGCUGCUGGGAUCUGAUCUGCUCGACCGCAUCAGCAGCAUCCUGUCGCCAAACAGAGUCCUUCUCAGGACCGUCCUCGAGAUGUUCUGCGAGAGGCUUUUCAUUCGGCCCGAUCUUGCUAGCUCCCUGAUGAGCCCGGGCAGCUCCAGACCCAACUCGCCUCCACCCCAUGCUGCCUCACCUGUGUCGGUGCUGCAAAUGAGGUCGAGAACGAUCCUGCGAGAGGAGUUCCCGCCAAUGCGCAAGAAGGCCACACCGUGGCCGUCGCCCGAGGAGACAUCUCUCGCCUCGUGGUCCAAGGAAGCCUCGCCAGAGCCGAUCCUGCAUGACUUGGUGAUGCGGGAGUUGGAUCUCAAGUCGGAGCCCGAGAUCAAGCCGGAGCCAGAACACGCGUUUGAGAUUAUCCACGAGCCCGUUCUGGCCCCCGAGCCCGAGCCUGAGCCCGAGCCCGAGCCCGCCCUUAGCAUCGCCAUCGUCCCCGAAGCACACCACGAUGUGGCGGCCAUGUUGGGCUCCAAGAGAGCGAGGUCGAGGAGAGAGAGAAAAGAUUCGGCCAAGGUGAUCGACUUGGAGCACGCUCUCGAGGCAACACCCGUUCCCGAGGAGCUCGAGCCGAUCGACGAGCCCGAGUUCGAUGCUAAGCCGCGAUACGAGCGGAACCUCUUGCGAGAAGUUGAUUCUGGCUUCUGGGACUUUUCACCUCCCGAGGCCGAGAGUGUCAAGGAACAUGCUCCCUCAAUAAUUGAGCUGGAGCCCGAGGUGGCUGCCGUGCUAGAGUCGAUCGAGCUUCCCGCCGAGGCCUUCCACAAUUUGGAGCCUAUCCCCGAGCCUAGAGAGGGCGAGGGCAUUGACGAGCGCGAUUUUGCCGCGGUCGAGCCUGGUGACAUCCAUGACAAGGGCAAGGGCGUCCAAACAGAGACGGAGGCCUCCAAGGAGCCAGAAAUCGUUCCAGCUCCCGAGGCGGCCAACGACGAAGUUGUCCCCGAGGCGAUUCACGAACUACUGCCCGAGGUGAUUCACGAACUACUGCCCGAGCCGCUGCGGAUCCCAGAGGCAAAGACCGACGACCUAGCCGAGGAGGCGCUAGAGAGGACCCCCGAAAAAGUCCGAGACGAGACGGAUGAGGCCGAGGCUAAGCCGGAGACAGAGAAGGCACCGCAGGCGCCCGUCGAGCCCGAAACGGCGGACGGCGAGCCCCAGCCCGCGGCGGAGAUACCGGCGCAGUCCGACGCGGCACUUCAUGACAAUCUUGAGCCCGCUGAGCCCGCUCAGCCCGCGAAGACUGAGCCCAGCGUCGAGCCGCGACAGGAGCCCGCUCGGGAGCCCCAAACUGCGGGGACUGGGGCCGGGUCUGACGAUGACGCCGCCGCCGAGCCCGCCCUUGCCGUCGCGAAUUCUGAUGCCGAGCCAGCGCCGAAGCCUGCGGAGCCCAGAGCCGAGCAGCAAGACGUGGUCCAGACCUGCGGGCCCCAGAUCCGGCAGAAAAGCUGGCGCAAGCGCCUCAUGAGAUACCCCGUCCUCUUUGGCCGGGGCAUGUGACUCGCUCCGCCGCCGCCGCCGCCGCUGCCACCCAGACCAAGCGGCCUACCGCAGCAUCUAAUGCUGCUCCCGCCGCCAACGGCAGGAACCGCGCCCUUGGUCCCACCCAGAGAGGAGGUAAGCGGCGACGGCAGUGGCGCGCUCCAGGUUGUCAGGAGUGAGACAACACCGUCGUCAUCAUCGACAUCAACCCCAUCUCCAACACCACCCAUUCAAAUGCAAGAACCUUGUAAAUUUCCCUUUGUUGUCACGACUCACGAACCGUCUACUUCUAUUUCGACCCCCACCACCACCGUCACUGUCGUCCCGCCGGGUGUGGUCGGGCUGGGCUUCGCCUUUGCGCUGUACACGUCGUCGUGCUCGGACGCGUGUUGCGACGGCAUCGG
Molecule: messenger RNA, 2806 nt
Organism: Lasiosphaeria miniovina
Lineage: Eukaryota; Fungi; Ascomycota; Sordariomycetes; Sordariales; Lasiosphaeriaceae
Exons: 3
Coding region: 144-2420 (758 amino acids)
Source: RefSeq, a predicted model, not a curated record